AUGGCGGAAAGUGGUAAUGAAAAUACUGGGCAUGAUGCAGUCCCUGGGCGCGUCGAGGAAAUAUUGUGCAAGCCAUGUUUAAAUAAGGAUAAAUAUAGUGUCGCAGAUAAGUUUUGUUCGGCUUGUAAUGAAUACCAGUGUACAGAUUGUUUAAAUGUACAUAACAUGCUUCCCAUCUUGAAAAGUCACAAAUUGGUCAAUGUCAGUGAAGUAAAAACAAAACAAGGCACGUUUGAUAUGAAAGGAUUAGAUCAAUGCGAUCAGCAUCACAAACUUCUAGAAUUCUUCUGUGAAGAUGAUGACCAGCUUUGCUGCAGUACUUGUGCUAUUGUUGAUCACCGUAAAUGUCACAGUGUUGUAGAAGUACAGAAAAUCGCCGGAAAAUUUACCUCUCAAGGUUCAAGCUUAAAGGGAAAAUGGCAAGAAGUAAAAGAGAAUGCAAAGUAUGUUGUUAAAACCAUUGUCUCGUCAAUAGGGCAAGUUCAACUUGAUGCUAAAGAAAUACCAGGAACAAUAAGGCAAAUGCGAGACAGAGUUAUUGAAAUGUUUGAAGAUUUGGAAACUUCUGUUGUAAAGAAAGUUGAGGAUUUUAAGACAGAGACUAUUGAAAAACUUAAUAAGAAGCAAUCAAGGAAUGAGGGAUAUAUAGCUGACGCAACACAAAAUCUUGACACCAUUAAUAACGUUUAUAAAAAUGGUACGUCGGUCCAGCAAUUUAUUGUAGAAAAGAAAAUGCAAGAAGAUUCCAAAAAUCUCUUCACCAAAGUCAAUGCAGAAUGUCAGAACUUAGAGACCGUGCUUAUUUCUUUCGAAUUCGAUGACAAAUUGAAUAUGUCCCUACUGCCGACUUCUACCUAUGUGCCGGGUCAUCUUACUUUGAAGUUAGAACCUUUAGAAACUGCGAGUCCAAUGAAACUUACACCAGUUAUUUCCAUAGAUUUGAAGCAAAAUGAGGAUGAACCUAAUGAACCAUUGUAUGCUGGAUUAGAUUUUCUACCUGAUGGUAGACUGGUUGCCGUGGAUAGUAAUAAUAAGAAAUGCUUAGUUUACAAUGAGAACCUUGAGAAAGUAGGUUCAUAUCAGUUUUCUUACAAACCUAGAGACCUUGCUGCUGUUUCUAAUGAAGAUGUGGUUGUGACAAGCGGUGAAUUUUAUAAAAUGGAUUUUUUGAAAAUAAGCGAUAAUAAUAAGAUAUCAUUGAAUAGAACUUGCCAGGUGAAGACAAAGUACCGCUCUAUAUGUCUGAAAGAUGAAGACCAGUUUGUUGCAGGGACUUUUGAUGAUGUACGGCACGUUCGCAUCGUAUCAUUUUCUGGAGAAGAGGACGAUUUCAAUGUCAACUUCCCGAACAAAAAAUAUAUUGAACGCGCAAGUACUUGCACAUAUAUAAAAAGUGCACACAAGAUUGUUCUCACAGAUAGGUAUGAAAACGUUGUCUACAUAUAUGAUAUCAAGACAAACACGAAGGUCGUAGUGAAAUAUGAUCAGAUACAGGAACCACGUGAUGUAGCAGUUGGUCCCUCUGACACUAUCCUUGUUUGCUGUGAAAUGACACAAAGCAUUGUUCAAAUAUCUCAAAUAGGCAAAAUCUUAUCAAUAUACAAGAUAGACAUGAAAUAUCCCUGGCAAAUCUGCGUCUCAAGGUGCAAUUCGUUUUGUGCUGUUACAAACUCUUGUAAACGUAGUAAAAAACUGCAAAAGUUCAAAAUAUCAUAA
Molecule: messenger RNA, 1716 nt
Organism: Ruditapes philippinarum (Manila clam)
Lineage: Eukaryota; Metazoa; Mollusca; Bivalvia; Venerida; Veneridae
Exons: 1
Coding region: 1-1716 (571 amino acids)
Biological process (GO): positive regulation of DNA-templated transcription
Cellular component (GO): nucleoplasm; chromatin
Molecular function (GO): ubiquitin-protein transferase activity; zinc ion binding
Source: RefSeq, a predicted model, not a curated record